Messenger RNA from Drosophila obscura, 3374 nucleotides. RefSeq names its product centrosomal protein of 104 kDa. The transcript has 8 exons. The record is from RefSeq and is a predicted model, not a curated record. The coding region runs from base 167 to 3025 and encodes 952 amino acids. NCBI's taxonomy places the organism in Eukaryota, Metazoa, Arthropoda, Insecta, Diptera, Drosophilidae. Gene Ontology annotation, cellular component: cilium.
AUUGUUUUUACAGCUUUACAACACUGGCCGUCUGCUCCGGGGUCGUGAUUGUUUUAAUUUUGUUUAAAGUUUUUAGCAUUAUUUAUCAACUUUCGUGUCGUGUGUGCAUGGUCGCGGCCGUGUUUAUGUCCCGAAGCAUAGUUACGUGUGUUUUUAAAUCGUCAGAAUGGCCAAAAAGAUACCAUUUAAUGUAGUAUUUGCCUCAGACGAGGAUCCUAACUUUCCGGCCAGCGAACUGAACACACAUGGACCCACUGUGCACGGCUGGAGGAGCACGGUGGACGGCAACCUGACCACACACGACAUAAUUCUGCGUUUCCAGCAGCCGGCCAAGAUUUAUCGCAUCCAACUCUUAGCCCACCAGUAUCUCAUACCUGAGAAAGUUGAGCUUUGGCUGCACUAUUCACCCAAGUCGUUGCCCAGCACACCGUCGUCGCAAUACUUUGAUUUCCUUGGCUUUGUGGCUCUGGCCGAUAAUGCCAACACAAACUACAAGUCCCGUGAGCUGCAGAGCGUUACCGUCACUCCAAGGCGGGGCACGCAUCUGAAGCUGCGCCUCAUCGGAUCCCAAAGCAAUGAGUACAACAGAACGGGGCAGAUCUCCCUGCUGGCGGUCAAUGUACUGGGCGAGGAUCUGGACGUCGGCACUGGUAGCAAUGGCAACGGCAAUGGGAAUGGCGAGGAGCACAUUGUCAGCGAGGCCCCACCGCUGGACACGGCCACCGGGGAACUGGCGCUGGCCUCCAUUUGUGAUGACUUGCUCUUCUCCAUGUACGUGGAGGAGUCCAUUGUGAAGUACAUCAGGGAACUGGAGCAGCGUAAAACGCUGGCGGUCAGCUCGGAACGAUUUGAAUACGCCCGGAAGCUGAAGCUCUGCAUGACGGCACUGCGGACAGCGGGAGAGCGUUUGGGCCGAUACUCGCUGGCCAAGCGGCAAGCGGUGCAGCAGGAGGACUUCACCACCGCCAGGCUAAGGAAGGAGCAGAUGGAAAUGUAUCGAGCGUCUGUGCUGAGGCAGCUGCAGGUGCAGCAGCUCCUGGAGUCACAGGGCGUCCAGAGCUCGAAUGAUCAGAGCUGUGAGAUCUAUGCGGGAGGAAAGCCGAGCCUGCCACCAGCUCCAAGUCUCCAGGAAGUGGCCCACGCACUGGCCGAGGCGGCCCUAAGUCCAAAGAGCAUUACCAGCCUGAGUCAGGACGAUAAAUCUUCGACAGAUGGUUCUUUGGGACAGGCCAGCAAUGAGAGUGUGGUGGUCGUGUCAGCUGCCCCAGUCCCAAUCGCACCAUCUGCCAUCCAUGCCACGCCCACACAUACUGGUGGCUGGCGGAAGUCCCACGACGAGAUACCCCAAUCGCCGCGCCUACCAUCGCGCCACAGUUCGCCCAUGUGCAGCCGCCAGGGAUCGCUGCGGCGACGCAACAAGAGUGUUCCUCGCAACUCAUACGAGGACUACGAGGAGCGCGCCAUACCUACAUUGAGGCAUUCAAAUACCAAUGAAUUUUUAAGGGAGUGCCAAGGCAAUGCCCUGCUGGAAGCGGAUCCAAACCGGGGACGUUCGCGCCUCAACGAUCGCGAACGUCGCCAGGCAGCCCUUCCCAUUCUGGUCUUUGGCAGUGAGCUGGUGGAGCAAUUCUAUUCGCGGCAGUUUCAGGACCGGGAGGAUGGCUUGAUGCGACUGCGGAACUUUCUAAAAGAGCUCGAGGUGGUGGAAGUGGCCAGCAAUGAGCACGCAGCCAGUCCCAAUAAGGUGGCACGCAGUGCUGCCCUGCUGCUUCAUCGAGCCGUGCGUGACGCCGUCUAUUCCGUCUUCAGCCAGGCCACGGAGACGGUUCGCGUCCUGUUCCUGGAAUAUGUGCCAGGACGUGUCUCGCCCAGUGAGGUGGCCCGGUGUGUGGACCGCCUGCUGCCCGAGCUACUAGCCAAAUCGGGCGAUCCUUCGGCCCGCCUGCACACCCUGGCCCAGCACACCAUACUCAGCAUUGCCGCCUGUCCGGAAGUGGCCGAGCAGUGUCUGGUGGCUCCGGCACUCUCCCGCAGCGUGGGAUCCGGCACCCAUCAGCGUCUAGCCAUGAGCCGUCUGCAAAUGCUCGAGCAGCUGGUGCACACGCAGGGCAUCAGCACCGACAAGCACAGUGGUCUGACCUGCCGGGCACUCUCGGAAUGCGGAUGUUCUGGUAUCCACCAUCCAGCCGAGCCCGUGCGCAAGGUGGCAGAACGCAUACUUCUGCUGGUCUACAAGAUCAAUCCUCGCAUGGUGCGCAAGCAGCUGCCCCCCGACGAUGACAUCACCCGUCGCAAUCUCCUGUACAGACAACUGUUCACCGAAUUCGAUAAGCUGGAUCUGGACCGCAAGCAGGAGCUGCUCGAGGCCAGCAAAUACGUGGGGGAGCACAGUUCCGGAGAUGCAGCCAUGCCACCGGCAGACAAGCCCACAACCAGUUCGGAUGCCUCGCGUCUGCUCAAAAGUAAGAGCGGCCAGGGCCUGGGCCUCGCUGCCAGUUCCAGCAACGGAUAUGCCAGUUGCAAUGGAAAGCAGCAAUACAACGAGCAGCUGAAACGUUCAAUGCUAUCCGCAUCGAAUUCUCGAAAGGGGUCUGCCUCCAAUUCGGAAUCCACCGAGGACAACACACCCAAGAUACAUUGUCCUUUUUGUGACUGGUCGUGUGCUGGAAGUGAUGCCACCCAGCUGGAUCGACACUACUGGAAGGCCUGUCCCUUUCUCACCAAGUGCCCACAAUGCAGUCAAGUGCUGGAGGUAGCCGCCCUCAACUAUCACCUGACCACGGAAUGCGAUGCCAAGGAGAGCUAUGUGGUCUGCGCCCGCUGUACGGAAUCGGUGCACAAGCAGCUCUACGAGCUGCAUCAGAUGGAGGACUAUUGUCGGGAACUGAAAACGGGCGCGGCACGCUGUCCACUCUGCCAUGACGAUGUGCACCUACCUCUGGAUGGCGGCUGGAAGUUGCAUCUCCUAAGCGCCGCCGGCUGUCCCGGGAAUAUACGCAAAAAGAAUCCAAAGAAAUCAAACUGAAUCUAAGUCAAUCUAAUCGAUUAAUCGGCAUAUGUAGCGAAUUUACUAGAAGCAACUAUACUUAUCCAGGAUAUGCGUAUGAUAUAUAUGUAUAUCUAGGUGCAUAUACAUAUAUACAACAUUCCAGCUGCAAUGACGUUAAUUAAGCGUUAAUUAAAUCAAUUUGUUUUACACUCUACAUUCCUUUUAGACACAUUUUGUUAUGCGAAUUAGUUAAUUCAAGGAUACGGAUUAGUUUAUGUGUAGUUUCUUUUGUAUGUUUUUUACGCAAUGUGAUUUGUUAAGUAUAACACGAAUUUUCGAAACGUCCUUACAAUAAAUACAGCCAGCCCAUCCAAACAGUUUUAAA